GCGAGGUUAUUACUAAGCACGGUGUGGAUGCGAGCAGAGUGAAUGCUUAGAGCAUCAAGUUGGGUUGUGGAUACAAGAAGCAAGGAUAGGCAGGUGGCCUGAAGCAUUGGCAUUGGGAGUCUGCUACUGGUACUUUCGUUGCUUAGACGUAUGUACGGGAGGAAAAGCGAAAGAGCGGCGAGAAGGGGACGUUGGUUCAAUUGUGGACGCUACUGGACGAAUAUGAACGGUCAGACGAACGGACAGAGCAAUCCGCCGCCACCAGGUAUAUAUGGCGUAAGUAUGCAGCAUCCGAGUGGGUUGAAUCAAAUGGCACCCUCGAGUGCUGGUUCCGGUGCUAGUAACGCCGCCUAUCAAGCGCACCAGCCGAGUGGGCAUUGGAAUGCGCAGACAUGGCCGGGACCAUGGCAAGUAACUGGUGCAUGGGCGAUGCCCCCUGCUCAGCCGGUGCCGAUGGUGCCGAUGGUACAGACUGCGCAACAGAUGAUGGUGCAACCUCCGGUUAUGACUCCACAAGUUAUAACGCCACAGGUUAUUGCUCUGCAAGCUUUGCCGCCGGCUUUGCCACCGGCUCUGCCUCAGGCAAAUGGCACUGCGCACCAACAAUCGAGCAACCAGUUCCGCUCGAUCCAGAAUUCUCAGUCCGGGGAGAAUAGGUCGCAACAUGCGAGUAAAGUUGUGAAUGUCUUCCCGGGACCGGGGAAUCGCGCAUAUUUUACCAAGAAGUGUAUGGAUCUGCUGGAGGAGAUUAAGACUACCAAGGUGUUAGAUGAAGCAAAAAAAAGGAUGGCGGGUAAUAGGCGUGGAGGGGGGAUCCAAAUCUCUGGCACCUCCGGUAAAAGUCACAUUGGGCAGAUUCGCAACAGUGAUAAGAGUGAUGAGAUGAAGGCUUGGGUCUCAUCCACUCUGGGUGAUUCGCUGAAACUCAUUACUAAGAAACUGGAGGAAGUAGAUGCUAAAGCUAGUGUGGCCGUGGCGGAGAAGGAAGAGCUCGUGAAGCUCAGAGCGGAAAAAGCAGCCCUGGAAAUGGCGAUGUGUAACAAAGUAAAGGAAACCAGUAGUGAGAAGAGGAAGAGAGUUACGGCUGCCCGUGCAGCCCCUGCGGUGCACGCACGGAUCACCCCGAAGAACAGUGAAGCAAAUGCGCGAUCAUGGAGCAGUUCAAAGUCGAGAACACGUAGAGUGGAGAUCUUAUCUGACGAAGACGGAGAUGAUGAUGGGGUACAACAGAACUUGGCUCCGAAGCAGGAGAAGAGCAGCGACUUGUCGGAAGUUAAGAGAUUGCUUUCUGAAUUGGUGCAGGGCCUGGCGGAACAGAAAGGGAAGAAGCAUGCGGUUUUCCCUGAGUCGGUACCUAAGCCAGGAUCACAAUCCGAUGAUGCAGAAGAUGUGGACCUCACGCAGAAACCAAACCAGGCGGAAGAGGCUGACGCUGAUGAAGAUGGGCUUGCUGCAUACAUGAAAAUGCGGCAAGACUUCUAUAUGUCAUUACAUUUUUCUCGAGUACAAGAGCUGUGUAAGCAGAGGGGAGUGCAAUACGUUCGCAAAGACGCCGGAUCCUGGGAGCUGGCACGAUUGGACCUGCAGGAGUACGUGGAUCAACUGAAGAACGAAGCCCCGAAGGUUGCUGCUGAGCCAUCUCGGAACCAUGACAACGAGGAUCUGAACGAUGUUGCCGGGAACGGUGCUGUUACCGGCAAGUAGCAUAUUCGAAGUCUCCGUUCCUUGAAACGGGCAGUUAAUAGGAUUUCUAAAAUGAAGGAAAUGGUGGAUA
Molecule: messenger RNA, 1774 nt
Organism: Chara braunii
Lineage: Eukaryota; Viridiplantae; Streptophyta; Charophyceae; Charales; Characeae
Source: the annotation of a GenBank genome assembly